Molecule: messenger RNA, 909 nt
Organism: Penicillium subrubescens
Lineage: Eukaryota; Fungi; Ascomycota; Eurotiomycetes; Eurotiales; Aspergillaceae
Product: MYB DNA-binding domain protein
Exons: 2
Coding region: 1-909 (302 amino acids)
Biological process (GO): regulation of DNA-templated transcription
Cellular component (GO): nucleus
Molecular function (GO): RNA polymerase II cis-regulatory region sequence-specific DNA binding; DNA-binding transcription factor activity, RNA polymerase II-specific
Source: RefSeq, a predicted model, not a curated record
AUGAUUGCGUUACAAAAUCGGCCUAUCUUGCCGCCCGCCAAAGUGGAUAUCUCACUACUACUCAAGCCCCAAGAUGAGGAAGAAGCCCCGGGGAUUCAUCCCACGCCUCUCUAUCCCCCUCGGACGGGCUUCUCAAUCCCUCCACCAGUCCCCGCGGCGCCAAUCUUGACAACCGCUCCACCAAUCUUGACAGGCCCGCCGGCUGUGGCUCCAUCAUUGAUCAAAUCCGCUCCAGGUCUUCCGGCAAAGCGUCUACAACCAGCUCAUACCGCCGAGUCACCCGCUAAAAAGCAAUCUAAGUGGUCGCCCGAGGAGGAUGCGCUGAUCAUCGAGCUGCGGGGCAGUGGGAUGAAGUGGGAGGAUAUCAGCAAACGGUUGCCAGGUCGCAGUGCGAUCAGUUGUCGUCUUCACUAUCAGAAUUAUCUGGAACGUCGCAGUGAGUGGGAUGAAGAUAAGAAGAACAAAUUGGCUCGAUUAUAUGAACGGUUCAAAGCAGAGAUGUGGUCCAAGGUCGCCGAAGAAAUGGCUAUCCCAUGGCGGGCCGCAGAGGCCAUGCACUGGCAAUUGGGAGAGCAAGAGAUGGCUCGCCGCGCAGGCGUGGUACCUUUCUCACUAUCAAGCACCGCCAUCGAUCCACCUACCACUCGAACCCGUCGUGCCAGUACCUCUCUAGCUCGUCCUCGAAAGAGCUCUACCUCACGCGCUAUCCCAGGCCAUUUGCCCGGCCUUCCACCACAAUUACCCUCCCUCGAAGAGUUGACAGCCGGUGUCCCCGCGUACGCACCACCUGCCCCGCCUCCGCCACGAGAAUUCUAUGGCCUUGGACGGCCUCCCGAUAUGGGAAUUCCCCCGCCGGGUCUGAUGGGCCCGGGCCCGCAUAUGGGGAUGCCUCCGCGAACUUUGCCCUAA